AUGAACUGGGAGGAAGACAACACCUGGCUAGACGUACCGAACGAAUUGCGGGAAGCAGCAAAGGAAUUGCCUGGUGUGACAAAUGGGAAGAACAAGGGGAUAAGGAAACAUGCAAAGGCGGUAGUAGCAAAAGUAAAGAAAGAAGCGAGUGAGGAGAUGUAUGAGAAGCUAGAUUCGAAAGAUGGGGGAAGCAUGGUGUAUAGAGUGACAAAGCAGAGGGAUAGAGCAGCUAAGGACAUACAGAAAAUCAGGCUGAUAAAGGACGCUGAGGAUAAAGUGUUGACCACCGAGAAGGAGGUGCUGCAGAGAUGGAAAGACUACUUCGAAGAGCUGAUGAAUGUUGAAAACCCCAGGGAAAUGAGAGAGGAAAAUGGGGUGCUGGCAGAAGAGAGAGAUUGUCAGAUGUGGAGAAAGAGCACGUUGAUACCCAUAUACAAGAACAAAGGAGAUGCGCAGGAUUGUGGUAACUUCCGGGGCAUCAAACUAAUGAGCCACACAAAGAAGUUGAUGCGAAUGUUGAAAUUCACUCUGGGUCUCACAUAG
Penaeus chinensis is the source of this 543-nucleotide messenger RNA. RefSeq lists its product as uncharacterized. The record is from RefSeq and is a predicted model, not a curated record. The transcript is spliced from 3 exons. The coding region runs from base 1 to 543 and encodes 180 amino acids. Lineage: Eukaryota; Metazoa; Arthropoda; Malacostraca; Decapoda; Penaeidae.